This is a messenger RNA of Manihot esculenta (cassava), 1167 nucleotides long. RefSeq names its product CASP-like protein 5A2. The coding region runs from base 315 to 860 and encodes 181 amino acids. The transcript is spliced from 4 exons. NCBI's taxonomy places the organism in Eukaryota, Viridiplantae, Streptophyta, Magnoliopsida, Malpighiales, Euphorbiaceae. The record is from RefSeq and is a predicted model, not a curated record. Gene Ontology annotation, cellular component: plasma membrane.
UUGCAAACUCAUUUUGACGCUCUCUCUUUCCAUUUUCCUUUUCUUCUGCUCUUAUAACCUCUUGUAAAAGAAGUAGGAGGAGGAGGAGGAGGAGGAGGAAGAGGAUAAAGCCUAUUGGUAGACUCUCUAGAUCCGACGAGAUCUGUUGCAACAGAACCGUCCUCGAAAUCUAGAGCUUUCUAUUUUUCUCACUGUUAAGUGAAUACGCAAAUAUUUGAUGUUAAGGAAGAGAAAGCAAUGAAUUGAGGGGGUUUGCUUGUGAAGAGGGAAGGAGACGGAGAGACAGAGAGGGAGGGAGCGCGUGGCGCGGAGAGAUGAAUGUGAGUCAUGCGUCGGUUCACCCAGUGGAAGAUCCUCCGACGACGGACGGUGGAAACAAUAAUAACAACGCGCCGAGAGUGAGAAUGAAGGACAUACAAGGAAUGCCUGGCACGAAAGCUGGCCUCACUUUGCGCGUCUUUCAGUUUUUCUUUGCGGCUGCGGCGCUUGCUGUCAUGGCCGCCACCAGUGAUUUCCCUUCCGUGACUGCUUUCCGAUACCUUGUUGCUGCUGCUGGUUUGCAGUGUUUGUGGAGCCUUACCUUAGCUAUUGUGGACAUUUAUGCUCUCUUAGUGAUGCGCUCCUUGCAGAAUUAUCGAGUUGUCAGCCUGUUUGCUUUUGGUGAUGGGAUCACAUCUACACUUACAUUUGCUGCAGCUUGUGCUUCUGCUGGCAUCACAGUCCUUAUUGAUAAUGACCUAGGCAGCUGUUCUCAGAAUCACUGUGUGCAGUUUGAAACUUCUACAGCCAUGGCUUUCAUCAGCUGGUUCACUGCAUUACCUUCUUUUCUCCUUAACUUUUGGUCGCUGGCAUCCCGAUGACAAAAAAGAAAAAAAAAACUUAAAAAGAGGAGAGAAGAGAAUGAUGAUAGUGGCCAUUUUUGUUAGAGAAACUGAAAUACAUGGUCUUGUUUUGAUCUUUGUUACCUGAUGUGUGCAAUUUAAACUCAGUUUCUCUUCCAUUGCGAAUGUUUUGUAAAAAAUGGUCAACGUAUUCAGGGUUCUUUGUUGUUGGGGGACUUUGAGUACUCAGGAAGCGCAUUUGAUUUUCCCACUGCGGUGUAGAUAUUCAAUGUGGAACAUCUCAAAAAUGAGAGUGUAAGUUUGAAAGGCGAUAUUAUUUUUCUCU